This is a messenger RNA of Linum trigynum, 1512 nucleotides long. Lineage: Eukaryota; Viridiplantae; Streptophyta; Magnoliopsida; Malpighiales; Linaceae. The record is from the annotation of a GenBank genome assembly.
AUGGGUGAUGCUUCUGGUUUUGCUCAGGUUGGUUUGCCAAAGUUCGAUGGAGACUAUGAUCAUUGGAGUCUUUUGAUGGAAAACCUCUUGAGAUGCAAGGAGUACUGGGGCGUUGUGAGUGAUGGCAUUCAAGAGCCAGCCAUUGGAGCUCAGUUGUCUGCUGUUGAAUCCAAGUGUCUUGAUGACCUCAGGCUUAAGGAUCUCAAGGCCAAAAAUUAUCUGUUUAGCUCCAUCGACAAAUCAAUCCUGAAGACUAUCACUAACAAGGGGACUGCAAAACAACUCUGGGAUGCUAUGAAGACCAAAUACCAAGGCAGUGCUCGUGUCCAGAAAGCUCAGUUGCAGGCUCUAAGGAGGAACUUUGAAGUUCUUAAAAUGAAAGAAGGCGAGACAGUCACUUCAUACUUUAGCAGAGUUAUGGUGGUAGCCAAUGAUAUGAGGAACUGUGGAGAAGAGAUGCCUGAUGUGAAAAUAGUGGAGAAAAUCUUAAGAACCUUGACAGAACGUUUCAAUUAUGUGGUGUGCUCCAUUGAGGAGUCCAAGGAUAUUGAAACAUUGUCUGUUGAUGCUCUUUACAGCUCACUGCUGGUGCAUGAGCAGAAGUUUCACACGAAACCUCUGAUGGAAGAAGAUCGGGCUUUAAAAACGUUUCAUGAGUAUGGUGGAAGAGGAGGAAGAGGAGCUGGAAGGGGUAGUUACCCUGGAAGAGGAAGAGGUAGAGGAGGAAGGGGCUGGAAUAGGGAGAAUGUUGAGUGCUUUAAGUGUCACAAGUUAGGACAUUAUCGCAGUGAAUGUCCUGACUGGUACACAAAUCAACAAGCCUAUUAUUCUAGCUCCUCCCACCAAAAUCAGAACAGAAUGAGUGAUGAUGUUUUGCUGAUGGCAUUCCUGGAAGAAACUCAAGUAGUUGGAAUGGAACAUUUGUGGUUCCUGGAUUCUGGAUGUAGUAACCACAUGAGUGGUGACAGAAAGUGGUUUGCAGAACUGGAUACAUCAUCACCUGCACCUGGUAAAGUGGGGUUGGGGAAUGAUAGUAGACUAGAUGUGGCUGGUAAAGGAAUUGUGAGACUGCAGAUAAAUGGAGUCUCUCUGGUGGUCCAUGAUGUUUUCUUUGUUCCAGGUUUGAAGACAAAUCUGUUAAGCAUGGGCCAACUGCAAGAGAAUGGACUGGAAUUCCUAGUCAGAAGAAAUGAAUGUAAGAUCUUUCACGAGGACAAGGGUUUUCUGCUGGAAACAAGGAUGCAAGCAAGCAGGAUGUUUGUCUUGCAAGCUACUUCUACUAAGAAGGUCAUCUCUGCAAAUCUCCAGUGCUUACAAGCAGAAAAGGCCAAAGAAUCUUCUUUGAGUCUCUGGCACAGGAGGUUUGGCCAUUUCAAUCCACAAGGGCUGCUGCAAGUACAAAGAAAGCAGUGGGUGCAAGGCAUGCCAGAACUAAAGGGAGAAGUGGGAGUGUGCUCCACCUGUCAAGUUGGGAAGCAGACCAGACAACUUUUUCCUCAGAAGAGUUCAUGA